GAAUGUUCUGCAAGUUUGUGAAAGCGCUGUUUGAAAGAAAGGAGUUUGCUUCAUAUUAAUCCAAUAAUGGUGAGAAGCAGGAGCCGAACACCACCACCACCACCACCACCACGACGAGAGAGACGGCGUUCACGCUCGUCUUCACGAGAUCGUGAGAGGAGGCGCAGGGAGCGCGAGAGGUCCCGGGACAGAGACAGACGAAGGUCGCGCUCACGCUCUCCCCAAAGGCGUAGAUCCAGGUCUCCACGGCGACACCGCUCCUCCUCUCUGUCUCCAGUGCGGCAGAAGGACAGGCGAGACGAUGACAGGAAGGAAGUUAAAGACAAGCCAGCAAAGGUCCAUCAGAUAUCAGCUGAGGACAUGCAGGGAAAGACUGAAGAGGAAAUCGAGAUGAUGAAACUGAUGGGCUUUGGAUCCUUUGACAGCACAAAGGGCAAAAAGAAGGAAGGAAAUGUUGCUUCGUUUGCAAUUAACGUGUCGCAGAAGAGAAAAUACAGGCAAUACAUGAACAGGAAAGGUGGUUUCAACAGACCUUUGGAUUUCAUUGCUUGAUGGAGUCGUCAGGAACCAUGUUUUAACGACUUGUGUCUUUUUGAUGAAAUGUAUAUUUCUUUUUCUUCCUGAGUUUAUGUAAAUAUGUGUUCCAGUGGUUUUUCCAUAUGUUUUGUUUUUCAGUCGAUAGCUGUGAUGUAAGUGUAGUUUAGUUUGUAGUAGCUCAUUUUAAUUUUUUGAUAUUGUGGAUACAUUUCCUUGAAUAUCUUAUUUAGCAAAAACAUUGCAGUAGUUAAUAAAUGGGAACUCUUGAUGAA
Messenger RNA from Rhinichthys klamathensis goyatoka, 809 nucleotides. RefSeq names its product small nuclear ribonucleoprotein 27 (U4/U6.U5) (gene snrnp27). NCBI's taxonomy places the organism in Eukaryota, Metazoa, Chordata, Actinopteri, Cypriniformes, Leuciscidae. Gene Ontology annotation, cellular component: precatalytic spliceosome. The record is from RefSeq and is a predicted model, not a curated record. The transcript has 6 exons. Gene Ontology annotation, biological process: RNA splicing. Bases 67 to 552 code for a protein of 161 amino acids.